AUGAAGAAGAAGAAGAAGGAGCAGAAGAAUAAAAACAAGAAGAAGAAAAAAGAAGACUCGCACACGACCAACGGCUGUGUGGAGCCACCGAAAACACCAACCUUGCGUCGUCAGGUGCGAAAGCGGAAACCACCUCUGUGGAUUCAGCUGAAUCAUAAACCGGCUCUUAUCAUGUGCAUAGAUUUGGAAGUUAGGCCGCCGGGCCCUGGAGGAGCGGGAGGAGCGGCGCCGUCGCCCGCUGGGCCCUGCUCCCAACGGGGCGUCCCCGGGCCGCCGCUGCCGCCCCCGCGGCCGCCCGCCACAACUCGUCCUCGUCCGGGCCUGGCCGCAAGCCCAUCGUCAUCCACGCCAAUUACUCCAUCUCAUAUCACGAAUUCGAAGCAAUUUGGCCCCAUACAAAAAGAGAAUGAAGGCGAAGAGGAGAAUGAAGGCGAAGAGGAGAAUGAAGGCGAAGAGGAGAAUGAAGGCGAAGAGGAGAAUGGCAGUAACCAAGAGAAAGAGGAACAUGAUUAUGAUAAUGAAGAGGAAAAUAAUGGAAAGAAAGAGAAAGAAGGGAAGAGAAGAAAUAUAAUAAAUAAUAGAAUCACAGAGUAUUGGAAACAAUUUUCGGCUCAUCACCCCCACUUACGAAGCCAGGGAAGCCAUGUGUCUCCUGCGGCCGUCGCCCCGUCCUCCGCCCCGGCCCGUCGGGCGCUGCUCCGGGGCGCUGACGUGGUGUCAGGUGCGAAUGUCCAGCCCAUCCAUCAAACGGACCUCUUCCUUUCAGCAGACGACGAGCGCGAUGAUCGGCAGCAAAGCCCGAGCCACACACAGACGCGCGGCGGGCAGCUGGACUUAAAGCGCACUCUGCAGACGGUGGGGAAGGCGCGUCCUUCCUUCUCGGACCGCAGCCAGCUCAAGUACGCGCGCCGCCUGGUGGUGAAGCUGGGCAGCGCCGUCAUCACCCGCGAGGACGAGCACGGCUUGGCGCUGGGCCGGCUCGCCUCCAUUGUGGAGCAGGUGGCGGAGUGCCAGAUCGAGGGCCGCGAGUGCAUCAUGGUGACGAGCGGCGCCGUGGCGUUCGGCAAGCAGAAGCUCACGCAGGAGCUGCUCAUGUCGCUCAGCAUGCGCGAGACCCUCUCGCCCAAGGACCACACGCGCGAGGAUGCGGGAACCCUGCUGGAGCCUCGCGCCGCCGCUGCCGUUGGCAUGCCUGGGCUCAUGUCGCUGUACGACGCCAUGUUCGCGCAAUACGGCGUGAAACUAGCGCAGGUUCUUGUGACGAAGCCCGACUUCUACAACGAGGAGACACGCAGAAAUCUUUUCAGCACCCUCUCUGAACUCAUCAGUUUGAACAUUGUGCCGAUCAUCAAUACAAACGACGCAGUUUCCCCUCCUCCGCAAGCAGACGAAGAUCUGGCUGGCGUAGGUUCCAAAAAGGUUAUUAGCAUCAAGGACAACGACAGUCUGGCGGCCAUGUUGGCUGCGGAGGUCCAGGCUGAUCUCCUUAUCCUCAUGUCGGACGUGGACGGCAUGUACACGAAGCCCCCGUCCCAGGAAGGCGCUCGUCUAAUCCCCACCUACACCCCCGACUUGGGAGAGACCAUCAAGUUCGGCCAAAAGUCGCGCGUUGGUACUGGCGGCAUGGACUCCAAGGUUAAAGCAGCAACAUGGGCCUUAGAUCAUGGAGUAUGCGUUGUCAUUUGCAAUGGCAUGCAAGAAAAGGCUAUCAAGACCAUUCUUGAAGGAAGAAAGAUAGGAACAUUCUUCACGGAUGCCAGUCCGGCACGCGAAGCUACACCUGUAGAUAUUUUGGCAGAAAAUGUGGAUUCUACGUUAUCUUAUGCAGGUUACUUAGGCAUUGGGUAA
Gryllus bimaculatus (two-spotted cricket) is the source of this 1848-nucleotide messenger RNA. Lineage: Eukaryota; Metazoa; Arthropoda; Insecta; Orthoptera; Gryllidae. The record is from the annotation of a GenBank genome assembly.